Coccidioides posadasii C735 delta SOWgp is the source of this 1616-nucleotide messenger RNA. RefSeq lists its product as uncharacterized. The record is from RefSeq and is a predicted model, not a curated record. Gene Ontology annotation, cellular component: mitochondrion. Gene Ontology annotation, molecular function: alcohol dehydrogenase (NAD+) activity; metal ion binding. Lineage: Eukaryota; Fungi; Ascomycota; Eurotiomycetes; Onygenales; Onygenaceae.
AUGGUACUCCCCGCGAUCCGAGUGGCGCCCACCGCGGCCACCAGGGCCUUCAAUCUCCUCCGCACAGUCCAGUACACUCACCCUCCAAGCUGCCCUUGCCAUUCGAACCCUGCACAUCACCAUCACCAUCAGCCGUCCGUAUCGUCCAUAGCCAAACAUGUCCGGCACAUGGCAACUCCAAUUGACCCAUCCCAUCAGAAAGAAUAUGCGUUCGAGAUGGCCGCGUCCAGCAUCCGCUUCGGGCCGGGCGCGACAAAAGAAGUCGGAAUGGAUUUUAAGAACUUGGGCGCGAAGAGAGUGAUGGUGGUUACGGAUCAGAAUGUUAAACAUCUGGAUGCAAUGAAGAAUGCGAUUGAAGGAUUGAGCAAGGAGGGCAUUCAGUUUACGGUGUAUGACAAAGUGAGAGUGGAACCAAAGGAUUAUUCGGUCAAGGAUGCUAUAGCCUUCGCUAAGCCAUAUAAUGCGGAUGCAUUUUUAGCCGUUGGUGGCGGGUCCGUCAUUGAUACUUGCAAGCUCAUGAAUUUGUAUUGCGUCUAUCCAGAGGCAGACUUCCUUGACUUUGUCAAUGCGCCGCUAGGCAAAGGUCUUCCUAUUGUCAGGCAACUCAAACCACUUAUUGCGAUUCCUACAACUGCCGGGACAGGAGCUGAGACCACAGGGACAGCGAUCUUCGAUCUUGUGGAUAAAAAGGCCAAGACGGGUGUUGCCCACCGGAAUAUGAAACCAACUCUGGGUAUCUGCGAUCCUCUGAACACGAGAACCAUGCCUUCGGCCGUUCAUGCAUCUUCUGGGCUUGACGUGCUCUGCCACUCCCUCGAAUCGUGGACCGCAAUUCCCUUCAACCAGCGCACCCCCCGACCAACAAAUCCUAUCAACCGCCCAGCCUAUCAAGGAGCUAACCCAAUCUCAGACAUUUUCUCCCUUCAGUCGCUAAAGAGUACGGUAAAAUACCUCCCACGGGCCGUCAAGGAUCCAGAAGACCACGAAGCUCAAAGCCAAAUGCUUCUCGCUGCAACUUUGGCCGGUGUCGGUUUCGGGAAUGCCGGCGUACAUUUAUGCCACGGAAUGAGUUAUCCUAUCUCAGGGCAGAAUCCCGGAUAUAAGCAUAAGGGAUACGAGGUGGACCACGACAUCAUCCCGCAUGGUGUGUCCGUCGCGGUUUCUGCCCCAGCUGUCUUCCGAUUCACUGCCGCGAGCAACCCGGAUCGUCACCUGGCCGCUGCUGAGAUCUUUGGAAAAGAUAUCUCAAACGUCAAGCGCGAAAGUGCCGGAGAAGUUCUCGGCGAGGCAAUCGCUGAAUUCUUGAUUGGCCUAGGAGACCAGCCGCGAGGAUUGAAGGACCUAGGAUUCAAUAACUCGCAAAUUGACAUGUUGGUCGAGGGCACUAUACCCCAGAAGCGAGUGCUAGACCUUGCACCAAACCUCAGCAAGGAACUUGAAGCUGAAAAGGACGAAUUGCGGAAAUUGUUUGAAGCGUCGAUGGAGUACUAGAACAAGAUAGCGGAUUUCGGAAUAGCGGGCAUUUCAGCGUGUCUUUGGAGAUAUCUCUGUGUACGCAUAUACACCCAAGCAUGUGAGUUAGGUACUAUAUAACUAUCGGUCUAUUAUUUUGCGUC